This is a messenger RNA of Pediculus humanus corporis (human body louse), 996 nucleotides long. Its product is annotated as L-lactate dehydrogenase, putative. Bases 1 to 996 code for a protein of 331 amino acids. Gene Ontology annotation, biological process: carboxylic acid metabolic process. Gene Ontology annotation, cellular component: cytoplasm. The transcript has 5 exons. Gene Ontology annotation, molecular function: L-lactate dehydrogenase (NAD+) activity. The record is from RefSeq and is a predicted model, not a curated record. Lineage: Eukaryota; Metazoa; Arthropoda; Insecta; Psocodea; Pediculidae.
AUGGAUACGCAAAAAUUACUUUUGAAUCCAGUGAGUAAAAUAAAAUCCACGUCUAAUAAUAAAAUAACAAUCGUCGGUGCCGGACAAGUGGGUUUGGCAUGCGCCUACAGCAUAUUAACCCAAAACGUAUCGAGUCACAUAUGUUUGAUAGACAUGAUAGAAGAUAAGGUCAAAGGUGAAGUUCUCGAUUUGCAACACGGUACGACUUUUCUCAGGGGUGCCAAAAUCGAAGGAGGAACAGAUUACCAAUUGAGUGCCGGAUCGAAAAUUUGCAUAGUGACGGCAGGUGCGCGGCAAAAAGAUGGAGAAUCGAGAUUGAAUUUGGUACAGAGGAAUACAAACAUAUUUAAGGAAAUAAUACCGAAAUUAGUCGAACACAGUCCGGAUACGAUAUUGUUGAUUGUUAGCAAUCCAGUGGAUAUUUUAACCUUUGUGGCAUGGAAAUUGAGCGGUCUACCUCAGCAUAGAGUUAUUGGUUCUGGCACUAAUUUAGACACAUCCAGAUUUAGGGUAUUAUUAUCUGAACGUUUGGGUAUUUCGCCGACAAGCUGUCACGGUUGGAUCGUAGGAGAACAUGGAGAUACAAGCGUUGCCGUUUGGUCGGGUGUAAACGUUGCCGGUGUCAGACUUCAGGAUUUAAAUUCGACCAUUGGAACGUCGGAAGAUUUGGAAAAUUGGGAGGAAACUCACGAGCAAGUCGUACGAAGUGCUUACGAAAUAAUCAAACUCAAAGGUUACACGUCUUGGGCCAUAGGAUUGAGUUUGUCAUCUAUAUCCAUGAGCAUACUUUUGAACACUCAAAACGUUCACGCAGUGUCGACGAAUUUAAAGGGUUAUUACGGUAUAGAAGAUGAGAUUUUUCUAUCGUUGCCCUGCGUUCUCGGUUCAGAAGGUAUAACUCACGUCGUUUCGUUACCACUCAACAAAAAGGAAACAUCCCUUUUGAUCAAAUCCGCGAAAACGUUAAAAGAAAUACAAGAAAAUAUAAAAAUGUAA